CAGAGAUCAUCUCAAGUAAUGGGGCCUGACUUCUGUGAUGAGUGAAAGAAUCCAGGAAUCCGCCAGUUUUCACUGUCAACAACAUCCCUUUAAGAAACCAUAUCUCAGUGAACCAUAUGACAUGAAGAGGUGUCUUGAAGGAAUUCAAAGACCAGAGACUCUUGCUGUGGGCUGCUGUGCUUGAGGAGCACCAUGAAGGGUGAAGAGACAACUUUGUUCCUUGGAAAUAAGGGAUGUUUAUCGAAGAGUCAACUCAGAGACCUCGUGGCCUUAGGUGUGGAAUACUUUAUCCUGCUUUCCAAAGCAUGACCCUGCAGGCUCUAAAUUGGAGGAAAUUCCUUCCAGAACUCAAGCCCAGAAGGCUGACAAUGCUGUUGAUGGCAGUAUAUUGAGUCAGCACAACCCUAGCCACUGCAGUGUGUUUCUGAAGUGCAGGUCCAGCAGCUGUGUUAAACUAUACACUUGAUGCUUUAUGGGGCCAAGGCAGAUUAGAUCAUGCAGAGAUGACCAGCCUGGGAUGAACUGAGACAGGGGUCUUGCUGCUAAGGUAGGAGCAGAAUACUCAGGACCCAUGUGAGAGGAUCCAGAAGAGAAAGAGCUUUAUGGAUACUCAGCACCUUCCCCUGUGAUCCUGUGAUUAUAGAUUGGACAUUUCCUCAAUGACAACGUAUAUGAGAGAUGCAAAACCCUCCACACCAUCCUAUACAGGUGCAGAGUCUGGCUUGGAGCCCGCAAGAGUCUUGCCUUUAACCACCUUAGAAGAACUCCUAUAGAGAUGCUGACAGUGUGACGGUGACACCAAAGCUGCAGAACAUUCUAGUGGUGAAGAGAGACCGGAGGAGUUUCCAAACUGAAAAUCUGAAAAAACCUGGAUGCUUUUUGUCAUUCUGAUGGUAAAUGAUGAGACAGGCAACCAUGGAUUUCAGCACUCCAUCUGUGUUUGAUCAGCAAAAAGAAUGCUGCAUUAAUACAAGUUCAAGGUAUAAAGCCGUAACCAAUGAAGACUUUCCCACCCUGCCAAACUCUCCUAGCCACAAAGCAAAACCAUGUGACUCAUCUGAAGAAGUCGACCUGACCAUGGUUUAUCAGGCAGCUUCUAAUGGAGAUGUCAAUGCUCUGACUUCAGUAAUUCGGGAAGACCCUUCCAUCCUAGAAUGCUGUGACAGUGAAGGAUGUACACCCUUGAUGCAUGCGGUUUCUGGACGUCAAGUGGACACAGUGAAGCUGUUGUUGAAGAUGGGGGCCAAUAUUAACAUGCAGGAUGCUUAUGGUCGCACAAGUCUGUGCCUGGCAACCUAUCUGGGUUGGCUGGAAGGCUGUGUGAGUCUGCUUCGAAAUGGUGCCAAGCACAAUAUCCCAGAUAAAAAUGGCCGUCUGCCACUGCAUGCUGCCACUGCUGAGCCCGAUGUGAGGCUCCUAACAGUCUUGGUGCAACAGUCAAAUCUCAGCGAGAUUAAUCACCAGGACAAUGAGGGAAUGACACCGCUCCACUGGGCCGCUUUCCAUAACCAGCCUCAACAUACUCAAAUGCUGCUGAAGAAGGGAGCAGACCCCACACUUGUGGAUAAAGACUUUAAAACAGCCCUCCACUGGGCAGUCCAGAGUGGAAACAGAAUCCUGUGUUCCAUUAUCCUGAGCCACCACCAAGGGCCGUCCAUCGUCAACUAUGAUGAUGAGAGUGGGAAGACGUGCGUGCACAUCGCAGCGGCGGCGGGCUUCAGUGACAUCAUUAAUGAGCUGGCCAGAGUGCCUGAGUGUAACCUGCAGGCUCUGGAUGUGGAUGACAGGACCCCACUGCACUGGGCUGCUGCUGCAGGGAAGGCAGACUGUGUCCAGUCACUGCUGGAGCUGGGCAUGGACAGCAACCUGCGGGACACCAAGGAGAGCACACCCCUGGCCUAUGCCCUGUACUGCGGCCACGCGGCCUGCGUCAGACUCCUCUCCCAGGAGAGCAGAACAGAGCCUGCUCGACCUCUUCCUUCCCAGAACAGUAGACCCCAGAAGAAGGAGGGACGAUUCAGCAUGCUCAACCAAAUCUUCUGCAAAAACAAAAAAGAAGAGCAGAGGGCCUAUCAUAAGGAUCACAGCAGAGAUCGACACAGGGGGGAGCACACCUCGGAAGUCGAUGACAUCAUCACUACCUUUGACAGCAUCACGGAGACCAACUGCCAAGAAGAGCCUGGUGGUCAGGUGGCUAUGAUUGACUUUAAGAAGCGGACCUUGGAGAAUUCAAAAUAUCUCUUGCCAGAAAAGAAGCCUCUGGCCCAUAAGGGGCUUCCACCAAUCAGAACGCAGAGUCUCCCACCCAUCACCCUGGGCAAUAACUUCCUCACGGCUUCCCAGGGGGCCACUUCCCAAGCCAGCCUGAACUCCGGUACUCAUCAGAUGGCCCCGAGAUCUCAGAAAAGCCGAAGUGAGCAGGACUUACUGCACAACAGAACUGGCUGCCAGACAUUGCUAGAUCACCCCUGGAGAGGUGAUUCCAACCAGGUGUUCUGUAAAGCCUGGACUGUGUCUUCUUCUGAUAAGCUGCUAGACAGAUUGCUCACCAGCAAGGCUGGUCACCAGGAGGUCUUGGGGCUGCCCCAACUUCCUCACCUAUACAAUCCUUCAUCAGGACAAAAUUUUCAGCAUCUGUCCCCAAACAGACCCCAGAUUAGGGACCUUCCUAUCACCCGGAACAACCUAGCUCCUCUGCCAGACCAAAAAUUUCUGUCUGGAGAACCUCUGCGGACAAACCGAGUGCUUCCUGCUAUUCCAAGCCAACGGGGACACAGCACAGCAGCCGAGGACAGAGAAAGCUUGGCCAAUCCCGCCACUGAUGAAAAUUAACUGCGGGUCACCAGCUGUAAAAAUAGAGAUUACAUAUAUUUUCAGCCGUCAAAGAAUGAGAUUACCCUAUAGUUUGUGAGAACAGAGUGAUAUAGUAAAUUGCGUUCUAGAAGCCAUUCACAGUUUUAUAACUCCUUAUUCCAAUGAUGCUUCCCAAAGAAGUGCUUGGAAUCUUUGAUUGUAUAUAUGUUUUAAGUCUGUGAGUUUCUGUGGCGUCUCCAUGCCAAAAUAAAAAGUCACAAUAUGUUAUCAGCAGGGAGAUUUUGCUGUGUUUCGUUUGCAUUGUGGCAUCCCCAUAUUUUUUUUCCUAAAUGAUUUUGUUUUAAAAAUACAUGCUUUGCUGAAUAAAAAACAACAGAAAAGUA
Messenger RNA from Neogale vison (American mink), 3197 nucleotides. It is a transcript of the gene ANKRD55, whose product is annotated as ankyrin repeat domain 55. Gene Ontology annotation, molecular function: protein binding. Lineage: Eukaryota; Metazoa; Chordata; Mammalia; Carnivora; Mustelidae. The transcript is spliced from 20 exons. The coding region runs from base 898 to 2832 and encodes 644 amino acids. The record is from RefSeq and is a predicted model, not a curated record.